UUAAAAGAUACGUUGCACAGUGACUCUAUUUUGACUAUGUUUGAGUUCACCCAAAAAAUAAGGGUGGUUUUUUAGAGGCAGUUCUAAAUUUCCAUUCAGUUAUGAAAUUUGAUUGAGUCAAGCAAACUAUGUUGCCACAAAUCUCUGACCAUUUGACAGUGACAAAAGGAUAAGAACAAUGGAUAUUUCAGACUACACAAGAAUUGUUUAUGAUAGAAUUCAGAAAUUUGAGCCUGAGAAUGCUGCUAAGAUAAUUGGAUAUAUUCUUAUGCAAGAACAUGGUGACCAAGAACUGGCUAGAUUAGCUUCUUGUACUGACCAUAUCUUCUAUGAAGUAGUAUCUAAAGCCAAAACUGAGAUUCAUAUGAUGGCUGUUAAAUCAUUGAUGACUCCGAUUUCGCCACCGCCACUGCCACCACCACCACCACCACCACCUAAUGUUAUUACCCCUCAACAACAAGGUUAUAGGUAUUUACCACCACCACCAGGCUUUCCGGUUCGAAAUUCCAUUUGGGGUAGACAACCUGGUAACCAUGUAGAUCAAGAAUAUAUGAGAGAAAUCAUUAGACCAAAACAAUUGUUGUGUUUGGAGAGUAGUCAUUUAGAUCAUGUAAAUACCAGAAAUUGUGGAGGUAUUGUUGUCAAUGAUUACAAUGGCUUAGAUGCUUCUUCUUCUUCUUCUGUCGAUUUGGGUGGAAAUUCUAGCAGCAGAAGGUUAGAUGAAAUUCAACCCAAGAACUGUCACUAUUUCAGAAAAGGUUUUUGUAAGCAUGGAAGUAACUGUAGAUACAUUCAUUGUCAAGUUCCUCAUGAGAGCUUCCCUCAUGAUAGUGCUAAUAAUAAUAAUAAUAGUAAUAAUAAUAAUAAUAAUGAGGAAAAAGUGUUAUUAGCACAGAUAGAGUCUGAAAUUAUUGAGCUUCUUAAGCAGAGAAGAGGCAAUCCUAUAUCAAUUGCUUCUUUGCCAUCAGCUUACUAUGAUAAAUAUAAAAAGCGACUCGAAGCUCAUGGUUAUUUAACUGAGAGCAAGAGACAUGGUAAGUCUGGCUACAGUUUGACAAAGCUUCUUGUGCAACUUAAUAGUAUUCGGCUGAUCGACAGGCCUCAUGGGCAGCAUUCUGUGAUUCUGGCUGAAGAUGCUCCAAAAUACAUUCAAAAGGGAGAUUCUGUUCAAAAUAUUAGUGCCUCGCGGCAAAUAUAUUUGACUUUUCCAGCUGACAGCACUUUCACUGAAGAGGAUGUCGCAAAAUACUUCAACACAAUUGGAUUUGUUGAAGAUGUUAGGAUUCCAUGCCAGGAGAAAAGGAUGUUUGGUUUUGUAACAUUUGCUGAUCCCAAAACCGUUAGAAUGAUUUUGGAUAACGGAAAUCCUCAUUAUGUUUGUGGGUCUCGGGUGCUUGUGAAACCUUAUAGGGAGAGGGCAAGAGUUGAAAGUUGCAGGAGGCACCAAGAUAUACUAGAUAUAUUAGACCAACUUGAUAAUGGUCGAAAUAACUCAGAAAACAUGAACUAUGAAUGCGACAGAGUUUCAAGAAAUAAUGGAAACCAUCAAUAUCAAAGGAGACAGUUGAUUGAAGAAGAGGAGGAGCAAGUCUUAGAGUUGGAAAGGAGACGUCUUGCGCAACUGCAUUUUAGCCAAACUCGAAGACCGCUUCCUUUGCCGAUUUCACCUCCUUUGCCGCUUUCACCUCGUUUGCCCGUCUCAUCUCCUUCGUCCGUUUACUCUAAUUUUGGCUUCUCCAUAGAUUUGUGCCUAGAUGAGUUAAAAGAUGAGUUGAAAGCUCAAAAUGAUCAUUUCAAAUUCAAUUCACAGCCUGUAUUAACUGUUGCAUUGGAUAACAAUGUCAAAAACACAGAUAAAGAUUCUUCUGAAGGGACUAGCAAUGAAGGAUUUCAUCUCCCUGAUAGUCCAUUUUCAUUUCCAACAAUUGAAAGUGAUAUAUUUAAGAAGUGAUUAGAAACACUUUGUAAUGUAGUUAUAUACAUGUUGAAGAGGUGGAACUACUUCUGAUACAUGUAAAACAAGUUUUUUAUUUUUAGUUAGUUUCUUGUUUUUAGUUAUAGGUAGAUUACAAAAAGUUUUAUUUUGGAGCAUUA
Messenger RNA from Cicer arietinum (chickpea), 2094 nucleotides. Its product is annotated as zinc finger CCCH domain-containing protein 18-like. Gene Ontology annotation, molecular function: RNA binding; metal ion binding. NCBI's taxonomy places the organism in Eukaryota, Viridiplantae, Streptophyta, Magnoliopsida, Fabales, Fabaceae. The record is from RefSeq and is a predicted model, not a curated record.